Molecule: messenger RNA, 1705 nt
Organism: Lasiosphaeria miniovina
Lineage: Eukaryota; Fungi; Ascomycota; Sordariomycetes; Sordariales; Lasiosphaeriaceae
Product: peptidase S8/S53 domain-containing protein
Exons: 2
Coding region: 154-1389 (411 amino acids)
Biological process (GO): proteolysis
Molecular function (GO): serine-type endopeptidase activity
Source: RefSeq, a predicted model, not a curated record
CCUGUUAACUCGGUCUAUAAGAGGUGACUUUCUCGCGCUUCAAAUCGACUGUUCCCAUCUUCAUCACCAUCCACCGCUUUGGACACGUAAACACUCGACGAGUCAGCCCCUAUCUUUCCCCCCUUGCAUUGCACCCCCCCAAAAGCUUCCAGAAUGAAGUUAUCCGCUGCCUGCGCGAGCCUUGUGGCUCUUCUCGCCGUUCCCUUGGUCCUUGCCGACGCGCCCAUCAUCAACAACGGCGUCUCUGGCGUCCCCGAUAAGUACAUUGUUAAGUAUAAGGACGACGCCAACGCGACCAAGAAGAAACAGCACGAAGACGAGAUCACCGACAAGGCCAAGAAGAGUAGCAAGGCCGGCAUCGUCCAGAAGCUUGACAUACAGGGCCUCUCGGGUUAUGUGGUCGAGCUCCCGGCCUCGGAGCUCAAGGACAUCCUCACGUCCGACCUGGUCGAGUAUGUCGAGAAGGACACCAUCGUCAACAUCACGCUCGUGGCCAGCGACCUGGAAAAGCGCGCCCUCGUCACGCAGACUAGAGCCCAGUGGGGCCUCGGCCGCAUCUCGCACAAGGCAGUCAGGCACGGAUCCAGCGACUAUAUCUACGACAGCUCCGCCGGCAGCGGCGCAACCAUCUACGUCAUCGACACGGGCAUCCGCAUCACCCACUCCGAGGUCGUUGGCCGCGCGAGCUGGGGCGCCAACUUCGUCAACAACGUCAACACGGACGAGAACGGCCACGGCACCCACGUUGCCGGCAUCGCCGCGGGCACCACGUUCGGCGUCGCUAAGAAGGCCAAGGUGGUCGCCGUCAAGGUUCUCGACAUAAACGGCAGUGGCUUCACCUCAAACGUCAUCGCCGGCAUCAAUUGGGUCGUCAGCCACUGCAGCAUACCGUCCAAGUGUGUCAUCAACCUGUCUUUGGGUGGUGGCUUAUCGCCUGCACUAAACGCUGCCGUCACUGGUGCCUACAACAAGGGCAUCACCCCCGUCGUCGCGGCCGGCAACAACGGCCAGAACGUCGCAGGGUUCUCGCCCGCCUCGGCCCCGCGCGCUAUCACCGUCGCUGCCAUCGAUGGGGUUGAGACUGGCGGCAUCCCCACGCUGACGGAGAGGCGCGCCUGGUUCUCCAACUUUGGCGCCCUCGUCGACAUUUUUGCCCCCGGCGUCGAUAUCCUUAGCUCUUGGAAGGACAGCAACUUUGCCACGCGCUGGCUCAGCGGCACGAGCAUGGCCGCCCCGCACAUUGCUGGUCUGGCCGCCUACUACAUCGGCCUGGGCGUCGUCGGUGCCCCAGCCAUCACCAACAAGAUCAUCUCCACCGCCACCCUCAACCAGGUGACGGACUUGCAGGGCUCGCCCAACCGCAUCGGCUACAACAACAAUGGCCUCUAAACAUCUCGUCUCCUGAGAGAAUGCACACCGUCAGUUUUUGCUUGUCUCUUUCUGUCUUUACGUGGCUAAUGCGAAAUUUCAGUGAGGGAAUCGAGGAGAUGAAGAGAAAGGGAAUGCGCGAUAUUUUUGUUUUUCUUGCCUGUCUUCAGUAGCUGGUAUUUGGUCUUUUUCUUUCUCUCUCUUAGGUUUGUACUAUCAGGAUCAAGCCGCGUGAGGGCAGCUCGAUGUAAACACCUUUGCAACUGGAAAAUGGUUAACAAAGGGCGGCUGCUGAGCACCCCCCCUUUCCGUCAAGUUCUCAUCGACUAUACCAAUC